This is a messenger RNA of Sesamum indicum (sesame), 1479 nucleotides long. It is a transcript of the gene COP8, whose product is annotated as Proteasome component (PCI) domain protein. The record is from RefSeq and is a predicted model, not a curated record. Lineage: Eukaryota; Viridiplantae; Streptophyta; Magnoliopsida; Lamiales; Pedaliaceae. Gene Ontology annotation, cellular component: cytosol; COP9 signalosome.
CCCACUUCGCAUUUCCAAACAUUAAAAUAGGGUUCUAAAAACUAUUCAAAAUUGCGUCAGAAGAAAAAGAAAGGAAGAACUGUCCAACACACAGUGAUGGAGAGCGCAUUCGCUAGCGCGUCAGCGAUCAGUGACCAACGGCAAAAGAUCGAACAGUACAAACACAUUCUCGCCUCCGUCCUCUCCUCAAACGAUGUCGUCCAAGCCAAACAAUUCAUCGACCACAUGUUAUCGGACGAUGUGCCGCUUGUGGUGUCGAGGCAGCUCCUGCAGAUGUUUGCCCAGGAGCUAGGGAGGUUGGAGCCCGAGUUUCAGAAGGAAAUUGCUCAUUAUACUCUUAAUCAGAUUCAACAUCGUGUUGUUUCCUUUGAGGAACAGGUGUUGAUCAUCAGAGAAAAGCUUGCCGCACUGUAUGAAUCGGAACAAGAAUGGUCAAAAGCUGCACAAAUGCUUAGUGGCAUUGAUUUGGAUUCUGGAAUGAGAGUAAUUGAUGAUACCUUCAGGCUGUCAAAAUGUGUCCAAAUUGCUCGGCUUUACCUUGAGGACGAUGAUGCAGUUAAUGCCGAAGCUUUCAUAAACAAAGCUUCCUUUUUGGUUACAAACAGUCGACAUGAAGUGUUGAAUUUGCAAUACAAGGUUUGCUAUGCGAGAAUACUAGAUUUGAAAAGGAAGUUCUUGGAAGCUGCUCUACGGUAUUAUGAUAUAUCCCAAAUUGAGAAGCGGCAAAUCGGAGAUGAAGAGAUCGAUGAAGAAGCACUGGAGCAAGCUCUGGCUGCGGCUGUGACUUGCACAAUUUUGGCUGCUGCAGGUCCUCAACGUUCUCGUGUUCUUGCCACCUUGUACAAGGAUGAACGUUGCUCUAAGCUAAAGAUUUACCCAAUCUUGCAGAAGGUUUAUUUGGAGAGAAUCUUGAGAAAACCAGAAAUCGAUGCGUUCGCUGAAGAACUGAAACCACAUCAGAAAGCACUUCUGCCUGACAAUUUUACUGUUCUAGAUCGUGCUAUGAUUGAGCACAAUCUCUUGAGUGCUAGCAAACUUUACACAAAUAUAAGUUUUGAUGAGUUGGGCACAUUGCUGGGUAUCGCUCCUCAAAAGGCUGAGAAAAUAGCUUCAAGAAUGAUCUGUGAAGAUAGAAUGAGGGGAUCUAUUGAUCAGGUUGAAGCAAUCAUACAUUUUGAGGAUGACACCGAGGAAUUGCAACAAUGGGAUCAACAGAUAUUUGGAUUGUGUCAAGCUCUCAACGAAAUUCUGGAUAGCAUGGCGAAGAAGGGUUUACCCAUUCCCGUCUAGUUAAUUUUUUGACCUUUUCCUAUGUGAUGUCAUUUGGUGGAAAUGAAAUCAAAUUGUCGUCUAGUUGAACAGAAUUUCAUCCAUGAAAUACCCAAAUAUCACAACGUAGAAACCCCAUGUUACUUCAACUUGACAUGUUUUUUCAUUCAAUAUUGACCACAAUGAGAUCGUAUUGUUGAUUACCCACUA